Molecule: messenger RNA, 920 nt
Organism: Cyanistes caeruleus (blue tit)
Lineage: Eukaryota; Metazoa; Chordata; Aves; Passeriformes; Paridae
Source: RefSeq, a predicted model, not a curated record
GUUUGUUGAGAAAGCAGCCAAUCAGACCCUGGGGAUCAUGGUUGAGAACGAGCCGCUAUGUCCAGGUGCGGAAGUGUGCGGCCAAACUCCUCCUGUCCUUGAUGGGGAAAAUUGGAGUCACGAAGCUCGCAGACACACCCAGGGCUGAGACCCUGGCGCAGGUGGCAGGGAAGCUUGCUCAGGACUGUCACAAGGACACAAGGCAUUGUGGACAGGAGAUGGUGAAGAUGAUGCUAAGUCAUCCAAAAUUUAAAAGGCUUUUGGAGAAAUCUGUUUCUACCCGUGACCUGGAAGAUAUUCUGACAAGAAUUAAGAAGAAAGAGAUGGAAAGCCAGAAGGGUGAAGGCCCAUCAGUCAAGAUGCCGGUGAAGAAGAGCAGCGAUUCCUCGAAGAAGCCCCAGGCCACAUUGCCUUCUAGUAAACGGGUGAAGUCUACCUCUGAGGGACGCCUCCUCCACCGUGCAAAAGCCCAGGUCACGUUACCUCCAUCUGUGGAAGAAACGGAGCCGCUCCAGAAGCUUUACGAUCUCCUGGAAGCCAAGGGGUUUCAGACACGGCUGGAAGGACUGGCAUUCCUUCUCGAGCUGUGCCAAACUCGCCCCCAGCUCAUCUCCACUAACAUUGUCCAAGUAUGUAGGGUAUCUUCAUUGUUCCUUUCCUUUAGCUCCUUCCCCAAGCCUGGAGCAGUGAAGUUCAUUCUGUGUGUCUUGGCACUACAUCCUGGCAGUUUGGGCCAGGCUGGUCCCUCUUACACAGACAAAUUUCAUUCAGAUCCAGGCUUCAGAACAAGUUCUUUCAGUCCAGCUGUAUUUGUUGGGCAGGUGCCUAUUGAUGCUGUUCAUCAGAUGAUGACAGAGUUUGCUGCUGCUGUAGCUGAUGCUCUCUCCUGCUCCCAGCUGGGUUAAGUGAAGGGAAUAGCA